AUGGUGUUGAGCUGCAUGCGAUUCGCCCUUUUCGUGCUCCCAUGCGCCGCGGCCCGCCUAAUCCAGCCCCGCCGUGCCUUCCUCGCUGUCCCAGCCUCGCUUCUGCCUGUGAUGCGCCGCAGCGAUGCGGCGGUGGCCGCACCGUCAAAGGCGGCAUCGCCGGCGGCGGCAAAGCAGCAGAUUCUCGCUGGCUAUGACGAACUAGGAAGGCUCCUCCGCGACUUUGAGGCGGUGGUGUCGGGUGGUGGCGGCGAUGGCGUUCGCCGUGUCCUCGGCACGGUGGGCACUGUAAGCCCCGUGUACCUGAUCGAGCCGGCGUUCCGGCUACUCUUCGACGAGGACGAGAGCCUGCCGAUGGAGUACAUCGAGACGGUCGAGUCGCUCAUGCGCAAUCUGGCAGCCGCGGACAGCGAGGCGUACUCGGCUAUCUUCAUCGAAUUUUCGUCGGCAAAGGGCAAGCCGGCCGACUACUUUGGGCGCUCUAAGCAGGCGGUCGCUCGUGCGAGAGAUGACUGGAGGCAGUUGAUGGACUACCUGAGCAUGUGA
Molecule: messenger RNA, 546 nt
Organism: Emiliania huxleyi CCMP1516
Lineage: Eukaryota; Haptophyta; Isochrysidales; Noelaerhabdaceae
Exons: 1
Coding region: 1-546 (181 amino acids)
Source: RefSeq, a predicted model, not a curated record